Molecule: messenger RNA, 1191 nt
Organism: Leptosia nina
Lineage: Eukaryota; Metazoa; Arthropoda; Insecta; Lepidoptera; Pieridae
Source: the annotation of a GenBank genome assembly
AUGUCGAACCAGGAAAUUAGUCUAAAAUGGAACGGGUAUCAAAAUAAUAUAUUAUGUAACGUGAAAGAACUGUUUAAAGACGAAGGAUUGUCCGAUGUUACGCUUGUUUCCGAGGGCCAGAGCUUUAAAGCCCAUAAAGUAAUUCUUUCCGCUAAUAGUUCGGUUUUUAGAACUAUUUUCCAACAAAACCCCCACAGAGAUCCAAUUAUAGUGCUUCAUGACAUCAACACGAACUCUUUACGGACUCUGCUGACGUUUAUGUACAACGGAGAAGUCAAUGUUACCGAGGAAUUCUUACCAGUUCUUUUGAAAACAGCAGAAACUUUGAGGAUAUGUGGUUUGUCCAGUGACUCUAGUCGUGAAGAUGAGAAAGCAGCCACCAGCACACAGCCAAGUACAAAGAAGCGUAAAAAGAGUGAACAACAAGAAGAUAAUAACAAUAAAAUUAAGAAACAGAACAAUUCUAAGUCUGAAACUUCAAGCAAUGUAUCUGAAAUUAAGAGCCAUAACAUAAUGCUAAAAGAAGAACCAGUUGAUUCACCAUUGACCGAUUACUCCGGUGAAAAUACAAAUGACACAGAUAUAGCCAUAUUGGAGGAUAAUUUAGAAAAGAAAUACUCAAUUACAACAGAUUCAUUGAAAUCUGGCUUGUCAAAUGAUGGUAAAAAGUGGAAUAAUGAAGUUAGCAGCACACAACCUUCAUUAAAUACAAAUGAUGUUAUUGAUGCUGAUAAGGAAAUCGAAAUAGAUAAGGAGGUUGAAACUGUGCUACAGAGUGGGACUAUUGUUGAGUCACUGAAUAUAGCAACGGAAAACUUGAAUUUGCUGUCAAAUGAAGCGUUAAAGGGAAGUUUAGAUAAGUCUGGUGGGUGUUAUGCGAAUCCUUCAUUCCCGUGUCCAUUUUGUCCACGAGUGUAUAAUAGCUGGGGAUAUCGUCGGAGGCACGUCAAGUCAAGGCAUAUGACUAACAGACUGUCAUGCAAGUGGUGUGUCUCGGUGCUGCCAUCUACGGGCGCAUGGUACUCCCACGCGACUAAAAGUCACGGCGUCCCCCACGAAGAGGCAAGAAACUCCUUGGUCGUGAUGGUCGAAGCGCACGCGGUUCUGACGCUGAACGAGCCCAGCGUGGCUCAGCUGCUGGGGCAAGUUGGUAUGGAUGGUACUGGGCCAGUGAGUGAGAAGAGUAAUUAA